Eimeria tenella is the source of this 1911-nucleotide messenger RNA. Its product is annotated as ERYTHROCYTE MEMBRANE PROTEIN PFEMP3, related. The record is from RefSeq and is a predicted model, not a curated record. The annotation marks the transcript as partial. NCBI's taxonomy places the organism in Eukaryota, Apicomplexa, Conoidasida, Eucoccidiorida, Eimeriidae. The transcript is spliced from 7 exons.
GUCGAGCUGCUGCGGUGGUUCAUGGCCAUGCUGCUGCUGAUGCCGCUUUUCUUCGUGCUGCUGUUUCUGUGUUUGGUUCUGCUGGUGCUGGCCCUUUGCGGCUGCACUUUUGUGUCCUUGGCUUCUCUGUGUUUGCUGCUGCUGCAGCAGCUGGCAACGCCUGAGCUGCUGCAGCAGCUAAGUGCCCAUGUGCAGCGGCUGCUGCGCCGUUGUCGCUUCCCAGUGCGGGACUUGGCGGUGCUGCUUCAGGGCUUUGCUGCAGCAGGGCAUGCAGACCCGCUGCUGUUUGCUUCUGCUGCAGAUGCUGCGAUGAAGGGCCUGGCGGAGGCAACAGCGGUGGACACCGGCAGGCUGUUGCAGGCUUUUGCUGCUGCUGCAGCGCAGCAAACUUCUGCCCUCGCGAAGCUGGCUGCUGCUGCAGUGGCGCCGCAGGCGCAGGCAGCAGCUGCUGCAGCAGGCGCAGCAGCCCUUACGCCUGCCGCUGACCCCAGCAGCAACAGCAGCAACAGCAACAACAGCAGCAGCAGCAGCAGCAGCAGCAGCAGCACCGAGGAGCCAGCUAGUGUGUUUGUGGCCGCUCACCGGCGGGUCUUCAAAGAGUGCGUGAAGGCGCUGGGAGACAGAGUCCUUUUUGCUGCUGCAGCAGAGCUGACAGCAGCAGCUCAAGCAGCAGGUUUGGCGCUGCUGCAGUCGCAGGGCGCGGAGGCCCAGGCCCUCAUGGCGCUGCUGCAGCACAUCAGGAGUGCUGCAGUGGGUUCUUUGGGGCUCUUUACUGCGCCUGCUUUGGCUGCUUUGCUGCACACUUUCGCGCGGUGGCGGCUGGAGUUUCCUCCUCGAGAUCUUUUGAAAGUAAUACGAAGAUUGACGCAGCUGUCGAGUGCUGCAGCUCCUGCUGCUGCUGCUGCAGCGACGGCGGACCCUGCUGCUGCGGCGACAGACGUGCCGUGGCAUCCUGUGUUUUCCCCUGCUGCUGCUGCAGCAGCUCUAGAUAAUAUGACGCGGCUGAGCUGUCUGCACUCGCUGGGGGUGUUGAUACGGCCUUUUGUUGCUGCUGCUGCUGCUGCUGCUGCGGGGGCGACAGCGCCAGCGCGCGUAAACAGCUGCAAUGCAGAAGCAGCCCCAUGGGGCGCUGCGUGCGGGGGCCAUCGGCAACCCUCCGCAGCAGCAGCGGCAGCAGCAACAGCAGCAGUAGCAGCAGGGCGGGAAGGGAGCACGCAGUACGUGCGUCUGCCUGCUGCUGCUGCUGCUGCUGCGCCCGAGGCAGCAGAGGCCCUUGCUGCUGGGGAUGCUUUAUUUGGCGAGUGGAUGGACUUUGUUUUAAUUUCUUACGCGGCACAAAUAAACAAAGCAAAAGAAAUAAACAACAACAGGGGCCAGCAGCAGCAGCAGCAGCAGCAAAAGAACAUUCAGCCUCUACUAAGGCUCGCAGAGACUCUCGCCAACUGCACGCCCUUCGUACACCCUGGCGUCGCCACUGACCCGAGGAUCCACAAGCUAAAGCGCAAGGUCCUCUUCAUGUUCCAGCUGUGGCAUGACUCCUUCGUGCUUCAACAAGAAAGAUGCCCAGCGAUUUUUGCUAUGUACAGGAAGCUUCGAAGCAAAGCUGUUGCUGCUGCUGCAGUAGGCGCUGCUGCUGCUGCAGCUUCUGCUGCUGCUGCAGCUUCUGCUGCUGCUGCAGCUUCUGCUGCUGCUGCAGUAGGCGCUGCUGCUGUUGUAGCUUCUGCUGCUGCUGCAGUAGGCGCUGCUGCUGUUGCAGCUUCCGCUGCUGCUGCAGUAGGCGCUGCUGCUGUUGCAGCUUCUGCUGCUGCUGCAGUAGGCGCUGCUGCUGUUGCAGCUUCUGCUGCUGCUGCUGACGUUGCAGCUGUAUGCGCACGAGCCGCAUUAGUGCUGCUGCUGGCAGCGAAGCCGUAA